Messenger RNA from Anastrepha obliqua, 1098 nucleotides. It is a transcript of the gene AIMP3, whose product is annotated as eukaryotic translation elongation factor 1 epsilon-1. The record is from RefSeq and is a predicted model, not a curated record. NCBI's taxonomy places the organism in Eukaryota, Metazoa, Arthropoda, Insecta, Diptera, Tephritidae. Gene Ontology annotation, cellular component: cytoplasm; nucleus; aminoacyl-tRNA synthetase multienzyme complex. Bases 127 to 663 code for a protein of 178 amino acids. The transcript is spliced from 3 exons. Gene Ontology annotation, biological process: positive regulation of DNA damage response, signal transduction by p53 class mediator.
CAGACAGCUGUUUAAUAAACAUUAAGUUGACCAAAAAAAUUUCACGUGGAGUAGGCAAAAUUAUUAUUCCGAAUUGAUAAUUAGAUAAAUAAAAGAAAACAUAAAUUGCCAACGAAAGUUUGUAAAAUGUGUGAAGUCGAGACAAUAACCAAAAUAGCGAAUUCUCUCGGUGUACCAGCCGGCGAAGUGAAUCUCAAUUCUGAAAAGGUCAUCACACGCACUAACAACAACAAAACGGUAUCGGGCUUUGCCACUAUCCUCAAUACUCUUGCACAGGAAUCAAAAUCUGAAAUAGCUUACAAUAGUUCAGCGACAUGUGAAAUUAGUGCCGAAGUGUAUCAGUGGAUUGAAUUUGCUGUAUUGUACGCAGCGCCAGGUUGUAAAGACAAGCACGUAUCACAACAACUGCUGCGUGAUUUCAAUAAACUGUUCAGCACUAAAUCCUAUUUAGUAGGAUAUUUCAUUACACUAGCCGAUUUGGCUAUCUUCUAUGCUAUCUACAAUUUGAUGAAAUCUCUUUCACCCGUGGAAAAAGAAAACUAUUUAAAUCUAUCGCGCUGGUUCGAUCAUCUGCAGCAGAGGCCAGAAAUACGCCAAGGAGGCAGUGUUCUUAACUUCACAACAAUCUACCUACAUGGUUGGGCGACGGGCACUCAUGUAUAAAUCCUACAUUCAUCAAUUGUUCGAUUAAAAGUAUUUUCUUUCAAAAUUGAAAAAAAAAACCAAUUUUGCCAAGUAGGACAAUGUGUACGUAUUUAUUUCAAAUCACUUACUGUAUUACAUACUAAAAUAUGCUCAACCCGCUCUUCUGUCUAUAAUAUUUAAGUAAAAAUGGCGAAGCAAUUUGAAAUUCUUUGCAUAAGUCGCAUUUUAAGUUCAGUAUUUUGCCAGCUACUUAAUAUCGCAAAAGUAAAUGAAUUUAUACAAAAGUGUGAGUUUUUACUUUAGCCAGGAACUCUGGUUGUCUUUUAAAAAAAUUUCCAAAUUCAUUACAAAUCAUUCACUCUGGUAUGUUUUAUAAAAUAAUAGUUUUGCAAAACGAUAAUUUUUUUGAUUGUAAAUUAAUGAAAAGAUCAAUAAAUUUAAAGUAGUUUAAAA